Fonsecaea erecta is the source of this 1554-nucleotide messenger RNA. RefSeq lists its product as hypothetical. NCBI's taxonomy places the organism in Eukaryota, Fungi, Ascomycota, Eurotiomycetes, Chaetothyriales, Herpotrichiellaceae. The transcript has 6 exons. The coding region runs from base 1 to 1554 and encodes 517 amino acids. Gene Ontology annotation, cellular component: membrane. The record is from RefSeq and is a predicted model, not a curated record. Gene Ontology annotation, biological process: transmembrane transport. Gene Ontology annotation, molecular function: transmembrane transporter activity.
AUGGCCGACAUAGAGAAGACUCCAGCUCAGGUCGUCGAACCAACCCCCGAAACGCAUCCAAAAUCUUCACGGAACCUCCUCGACCGCCUCAAAGGUAGUACAAAUGAUCCCGACGCCCUGGGCAGGGAGCUGCUGCAGAAGGCUCUUGAGUUUGACGAAGCUCAACUCGAACGAGAUGCGGUCAAAGUUCGGCGGAAGCUUGACUGGAUUGUUAUCCCCAUGAUGAUGACAACCUACAUGCUAAGUUUCCUCGACAAGCAGACCCUCAACUACUCGAACGCGUACGGACUUCAAGAGGACACUCAUAUGAAAGGAGAUGACUAUUCAUGGGUGGCAUCGGCACUAUACUUUGGCUGGCUUACUGGCGCAUAUCCAUGGAACUUUAUCCUCCAACGCUACCCCAUUGGGCGAACGAUCGGAUACAUGCUUUUCGUCUGGGGCGCUGUCUGCAUGCUGCAAGCGGCUGUUUUCAACUUUGCCGGCUUCUUUGCCAUUCGCUUCUUCUUGGGAAUGGUCGAGGCUUGUAUAUCUCCGGCCUUCGUCCUCCUCACCUCUAUGCUAUGGACGAGAGAAGAACAAGCACUGCGAACAUCUUUCUGGCUAUCCACAAAUGGCGUUUCUUCGAUUCUCGGUGCCUUGCUUGCGUACGGAAGUGGCCAUGCAGUACACCUCGCUGUCCCUAACUGGAAGUUGAUCUAUUUGAUUGUCGGAGCUAUGACGUUUUUCUGGGGUUUCGUUAUCGUUCUCUAUCUCCCCGAUGGAGCUCACAAUGCCAAGAUGCUGACCGAGUAUGAACGGAUGGUUGCUGUCUGGCGCGUGUCAAAGAAUCAAAUGGGCAUCAAACAUCACAAGAUUAUUCUCGGCCAUGUCAAGGAGGCGUUGCUCGAUCCAAAGACCUACCUCGUCAUCCUCAUGGGCACCUGCACAGGAAUUCUGAACGGCGCCGUCUCAAACUUCUUUUCUGCUUUGAUCAAAGGCUUUGGGUUCGAUGCGCUUCGGGCGACUCUGCUUCAGACGCCCGGUGGCGCGUUUGAGAUCAUUGGGUGUAUGGGUUUCGGUUGGGUGGCCACCAAGAAGAAUCUUCUGGGCAUCAGCAUCAUCGUUGCAUGCCUACCGGGGCUCGCCGGCUUGAUCGGUCUCUUGACCAUCAACAUCAAGCAUCGUUAUGCGCUGGUAGCUUGUUGCUGGCUACAAAACGUUCUUGGAGCACCUAUCAUCCUGGGCUGGACUCUCCCCGGUGUGAAUGUGGCAGGGCACACCAAGAGAACUGUAGUUGUGGGAGUCUUUUUCGUAUUCUAUUGCGCCGGCAACAUCGCAGGGCCGCACCUGUUCUUGCCCUCCGAGACGCCGCGAUACUUCACCGCCGUCAGGGGAUUGCUGGGCACCUACUGCGCGCUGUGCGUCCUGCAGGUCAUCUACACGGCGCUGUGUUACUUUGACAACAAGGCCCGCGACGCCAGGGGCCUCCACGCCGCGCGACAGCAGGAGGAAUUGCUCGAGGGCUUUGACGACCUGACGGACAAGCAGAAUCUGCAUUUCAGGUACAAGAUUUGA